This is a messenger RNA of Morus notabilis, 1703 nucleotides long. RefSeq lists its product as uncharacterized. NCBI's taxonomy places the organism in Eukaryota, Viridiplantae, Streptophyta, Magnoliopsida, Rosales, Moraceae. The record is from RefSeq and is a predicted model, not a curated record. The transcript is spliced from 2 exons. The coding region runs from base 753 to 1388 and encodes 211 amino acids.
UUCAUUUUCCCUUUCCCAUAUUAUAUAAUAUUAGAGCAAAAUUUUUUUUCCGCUACCUAAAUCCUCUUGAUUCUUCAUUCAAUCGUUCUUGAUUUUUCUUCAUACAAGAGAUCUUUGUUUCUUUCUUCAUUUUCUCUUGAUUCCUUGUUCAAACAAGCGUUUCCAUGGAGUCCUCGACAUUUCCCUCUUCUGGUUCUACUACUUCGCAACUUGGCAGAGCCGCCAUUGAAGAUCCUCUGAAUCUGUUCUUCCUUCAUCAUUCUGACAGCCCAGGGCUUGUACUUGUUUCACAGCAGCUUACUGGCGACAACUAUACAUCUUGCAGUCGCGCGAUGAUGAUUGCUUUAUCCGUGAAGAAUAAACUCGGUUUCAUCGAUGGUUCCAUUCUACGCCCAGACGGUACGGAUGUGAAUUUUCUAAACUCUUGGAUUCGGAAUAACAACAUAGUUAUUUCUUGGAUUCUUAAUUCUGUUUCCAAAGAAAUUUCUGUUAGUGUGUUAUUCUCUGAUUCAGCCUUUAAAAUCUGGAUCGAUCUUGAAGAUCGAUUUCAACAAAGUAAUGGCCCUAGAAUUUUUCAAUUGCACCAAGAAUUAGUGAAUCAUGUUCAAAAUCAACAAUCUGUUGGCGUAUAUUUCACGAGAUUGAAGGCGUUAUGGGAAGAAUUGAACAAUUUCUGACCUUUGUGUUCUUAUGGAAAAUGUUCUUGUGGAGGUGUCAAGGCAUUAAAUCAGUUUUUUCAAGCAGAGUAUGUUAUGUCCUUCCUUAUGGGAUUAAAUGACAGCUUUGCUCAGAUUAGGGGACAAUUGCUCCUUCUUGAUCCGUUGCCUCCUAUCAACAAAGUCUUUGCUCUUCUUUCUCAAGAAGAACGCCAACGCAGUGUAGUUUCUCACAACAGCUUAGGAAUGGUUUCUACUUCCAGCUUGGCCUUUGUUGUCAAACAGGAUGGAUCCAAACGGGCUAAUUCUACUAGUUCUGAUUUCCAAAAUUUUGGAAAUAAUAGGGGACAGAGGAAAGAGAGACCUUUCUGUACUCAUUGUAAUUUUCAUGGACACACUAUUGAAAAGUGUUACAAAAUUCAUGGGUAUCCACCGGGUUAUAAGCCUAGGCCGAAGUUUCAAAAUGCUGUUGUCAACCACACAUCCAGUCAACUUGAUUCUCAAAUCGGCUCGCAUUCUCAAAACAGUUUAAAUCCGGAAGAUGGAGCUAUAGGAGGCUUUCUCAAGACAUUGAACAAUAAUCAAUACCAACAGUUGAUGACAGCAUUGUCUAGCCAUCUAGCUACUUCUAUGAAGGAUUCUGUGAAGGAUGUUACUCCAACAAACGCCUCUUCUUCUUCAUUCUUGACAGGUUUACUUGGAUUUUUCUACUUAAGCACAAGUCCGAUGUGAUUACAGCUAUACCAAGGUUUUUCACCUUUGUUGAGACUCAAUUUCGUGUCAAGAUCAAAGGUUUUCAGUCGGAUAAUGCCAAGGAAUUGGCUUUCACAGAACUAUUUCAUGCAAAAGGAGUUUUACAUCAAUUCUCUUAUGUAGAGACUCCACAACAAAAUUCAGUUGUGGAACGCAAGCAUCAACAUUUGCUCAAUGUGGUUCGGGCUUUAUUCUUUCAAUCCAGUGUUCCAAUUACUUUUUGGGCCAAGUGUGUGAUGACUGCAGCCUUUAUUGUCAACAUGACUCAUUCUCCUUUGCUUUAUGGUAAGUCAC